AUGGACAAAAUAGGCAUGUGCAAACUGUGCAAUACAAAAGUUAAAACAUCUGGCAACACCUCGAAUCUAAUGAGUCAUAUGGUUAGGAUACAUAAAGACAUACUAUUAGCUGAUGAGAACAAACUGACAAAGAAAACUUUUAAACGAAAAUUCGAGCUUCCAUCGCAUGAAAACGAAAGUGAAGAAUGUGAAGACAUACAAUUUGGACCUCUUUCUCAAGUUCCGUCAACGUCUUCAAGAGUUUCCUCAAAUUCGGAAUCGUCCAUUAAUAUGACAUACACAGAUGUAGUUGUCAAACAACCAAGAUUGGAUCAUAUGUUCGCAAAACAAAAAUCAUUUCAUGAUGGAGGGUAUAAGGCUAAUGAAGUUACAAACAAAAUUGUAUACAUGCUUAUUAAGGACAACAUGCCGCUCAAUACGGUUGCAAAAGAGGGUUUUACUAAACUUAUGCAAACUGUAGCUCCGCAUUACACAAUACCAUGUCGUAAAACAAUUACAGAACGUUUCGAAUCAAAAUACGAAAUUUUGUCUGCCUUGAUGAAACAGCAAUUAGCAAAAACAAAACAUGUUUCUCUAAUCACUGAUAUUUGGACUGAACCUCUCAAUACAAGAAGCUUUUUAGGACUUACAGUACACUUUUUAGAGGGAAGAAAUCAUAAAUCUGUUACGAUUAGUGUCGCAGAGCUUUCUGAAAGACAUACCGCAGAUUAUUUAAAAGACUGGCUCUUGAGGCGAACAAUAGAGUGGAAUGUGACUCCUCAACAAAUUGUUGUUAUAGUCUCAAACAGCGCUGCAAACAUUAAGAAAGCAGUUUUGGAUGCAUUUGGAGAAGAAAAACAACUAUCUUGCUUUGCCCAUCUAUUACAUUUAGUUGUUGCAAAAGUUCUCGACGAAGACAAAACUAUUAAAGAGUUUUGUAAAAAAAUUAAGGAGAUUGUGGCAUUUUUUAAGAAAUCAGUCGUUGCAGCUGACCUUUUACGAGUGCACACACAACUGAAGCUCAUCCAAAGUAUCGAUACACGUUGGAAUUUGACGCACGAUAUGAUACAACGUUUUGUGGAAUUAAGUGAAAAAGUAAGCAUUGUUAUCUUACAAUGCCCAGCUGCUCCUUGCAUGUUAAGUGCUUUAGAAAUGGAAGCUGCACGCGAAUUCCUGAACUUACUGAAGCCAUUCGAAGUAGCCACGAAAAUUGUAUCUGCCGAAUCUUUUUUAACAGCUAGUAAAAUUAUUCCUGUCGUUAAUACUUUGAUAAACAAUAUAAAUAGCUUCGAAUCGACAACUAAUCUUGGGAAUAAUUUAAAAAAACUUUUAAAAAUACAACUAGCGAAGAGGUUUGAUGGCAUCGAAAAAAACACAACAUUGGCCAUGGCAACAUUGUUAGAUCCUAGGUUUAAAAAAAUUUCGUUUUUGAAUCCUGUAGCAUGCGUGCGAGCUGUGAACAAAAUAUCAAACAUUUUAAGAAAUAAAUCUAAGACUACAGAAAUAGUACACGCUUCACCGAAUACUGAAAAUGACAAGAAUAGUGGAUUUUGGUCCUACCAUCAAAAUCUUGUAAAUAUAAGUAAGGAAAAACAAACGAAUCAAGAUUCUGAUGAAAUGCCGAAUUAA
This is a messenger RNA of Trachymyrmex cornetzi, 1608 nucleotides long. Its product is annotated as zinc finger BED domain-containing protein 1-like. The transcript has 3 exons. Gene Ontology annotation, molecular function: DNA binding. The coding region runs from base 1 to 1608 and encodes 535 amino acids. The record is from RefSeq and is a predicted model, not a curated record. NCBI's taxonomy places the organism in Eukaryota, Metazoa, Arthropoda, Insecta, Hymenoptera, Formicidae.